CAGUAAAUACUAAAUCAUAAAUAAAGUAUGUAAGUUCCCAAUUAAAAUAAAUUUUAUUAGUUAAAAUAAACAAUUAAUUAAAUCCAAUUGAAUUACAGACAAUAUAUGUAGAGAAAUCGUACAUAGGUAAAUUUAAUUGUCUAGAAAGAUGGAAGCAACUCCGGCUAAUAACAUUAAGUUUAGCGAUUUGUGUUCGGUGUUACAACAAAUACAUAAAAAUAAGAAGAAUAGGCAUGAACAAGACAAAAUUGUGACUAAUUUUGUAAAUGAUUUUAGACUCAAUUCUGGAGCAUUUAUAGAAAAGAAGAAUUCAACAUUCUAUCCAGUAAUGAGGCUGCUUCUACCAGACCGCGACCGGGAAAGAGGAGCCUACAAUUUAAAAGAAGCUAAACUGGGCGCGUUACUUGUCAAAGUAUUAUCUCUGAACAAACAAUCUCAGGAUGCACAAAAGUUGCUCAACUUUCGAUCAGUCCAGAGUAAUACACAUGAGAGCGAUUUUGCGAACGUUGCAUAUUUCAUUUUCAGGAAUAGAAUACAAAAUGUUGGCAAUUUAACAAUAGGAGAUGUCAAUGCUAUUCUCGACAAAAUUUCUGCUGCUGAAGUCGGCAGUAAGGGAUUUAUACUAGACGAGGCUUUUAGCUAUGCAAUAAAAAAUAUGUCGGCCGAACAGUUCAAAUGGUUUCUAAGAAUUAUCCUGAAGGACUUAAAAUUGAAAAUGGGGAUACAUAGGAUACUAGCUGCAUUCCAUCCAGAUGCCCCAGAGUUGUUCGACAGUUGUGCAAACCUUAGUAAGGUUUGCGAAGACCUUGAAGACGGCGAUACUCGUCCUUUAGAGCUAGGUGUUAAGGUGUUUUUUGCUGUAAGCCCAAUGCUGUCUGAGCGACUUGAUGUAACACGAAUAGCUCAACUGUCCCCUAACAAUACGUACCAUAUUGAGGACAAGUUUGAUGGCGAAAGAUUUCAGAUGCACAUGGAAAACGGAAUAUUCGAGUAUUAUUCAAGAAAAGGAUUUCGUUACUCAGACAGCUACGGAAAGACCUACGAGUCUGGUUUGCUGACUCCAAACCUACAGAGUUCGUUCAGUUCGAAUGCAACCAGUUUUAUACUGGACGGAGAAAUGAUGGGGUGGCAUAAAGAGUAUAAAUGCUUCGGUUCAAAAGGUAUGGCGUAUGAUAUCAAGAAAAUAACUGAGAACUCAAGAUAUCGACCAUGUUUCUGUGUUUUUGAUAUUUUGUAUUACAAUGGAAAGUCACUGAUCGGGCCCCCUGAAAAGGGAGGGCUCCCACUUAAGCAGAGGCUCGAAAUAUUGGACUUGUUAUUUUUUAAUAUACCUGGCGUCAUACAACACAGUAGGCGACAUAUCGUAAAGAGCAAUGUGGACAUAUUGAACGCUCUGAACAAAGCUAUCGAAAACCAAGACGAAGGGGUCGUGGUGAAGGACGUCGACUCGUUUUACAUCGCUAACCGGCGGAACGCUGGGUGGUACAAGAUAAAACCUGAGUAUACAGAGGGCGCAAUGACGGACCUAGAUUUAGUUAUAAUUGGAGCGGAUGAGGCGGAGAAUAAGAGACAAGGUCGCGCCAAGAGUUUCCAUGUGGCCUGCGCUGAUGUUGACUCAGAUGGUGUAACAAGCCGUUGGGUGUGCGUGGGACGCGUCGCUACGGGGUUCACAUACGAGGAACGUGAGACAGUAUGCGCACACUUGGAGCGAUACUGGAGUGUCUCUAAGAAGACCAGUCCACCGCCCUGUCUCUACUUCAACAAGGAGAAACCUGACUUCUGGAUAUUACCACAACAUUCUAUUGUACUUGAGGUACGUGCUACAGAACUAGUUCGCAGCAGUGGUACGGGCACGGAGUACACGCUGCGGUUUCCUCGCGUCACCAACAUCAGAGCUGAUAAGCCGGUUUCUGACAUCAUGACGCUGCUAGACUUCCAGCGUAUCGUGGCUGAAAGAAACCCUGUGAUCAAGCUGAGCACGAAACGCAUAAGCGACACUCAAAUCGCGGAAGCCGUCACCAAGUCUCGUAAAUCCCGACCGGCCAAGACAGUACAAGUUGCUGAGCAGUUCCGCUCUAGAGCUGCUGACGUAGUUGUGACGUCACACGCCCUGAAGGACAGGGAGGUGUGUGUGCUCUCUGACGAUGGAGAUUGUAAGAAGACAGAGCUAAUUAGAAUUGUUGAAAGUCACGGCGGGAAGCAUGUGGAGAAUCCAGGUCCUAAAACCUGGUGCUGCAUCGUGGGUUCACAGAGCUUCCGUACUCGACGCCUUAUAGAAAGCAACAUGUACGAUGUCAUCACAGCCAGCUGGCUUAGAUCCCUUCCAUCUUCUCACAGACGCUGCACGCUAUCACCGGUCGACAUGUUGUCUAUAAAGAAAUCCACUAAACUGUCCUUGAGCAUAGAGUAUGAUAAGUUUGGUGAUAGCUACAAGCAACCCAGCGACCAAGAUACUUUGGACAAGUGUUUGAAGAAAAUGGAUUGCGAGAUACCGACCUAUUUAACACGACAAGAAAUGAUUGAAGUUGAUGCAGAAAUAUUUGGCAAUAACAAUCCAUUUUCCUUCCUGCGGCCAUGUUUGAUACAUGUCAUAGACAAUGAUGUCAUCGCAGCAAAAGCUAGAUUUUUUGGCGCCAAUCUGCAAAACCGUAAUGGAAAUUUGACUCAUAUAGUUGUUCCACGCGAAUUCACAGAUGUAAUAAAUACUAAGAGAAAUGUUCAUGUAGUCUACGAAGAUUGGUUGGAGAAAUGUUUUGAAGAGAGGAGAUUAUGUAACGACUUGCCAUUUUUACGCAACUGAAAUAUACGGGAUGAUAAAAUUGGACAUAAACUAUACUUAUACCUUGAAAUAUCCUGUCAUUUUCUUAUAUGCUGCCAAUCGCAAAUUUGUCUAUGAUCUGGAGUUUUUCGCCAUCUCUAUCGAAAAUAAAUUCACAGGGGCAAAUGAUCUUCCCAAUAAAAUUGUGACCAUAAGGAAAAGGAACUCCGGCUGAGCUAAUGUUUGGGAUCAAAAUAGUUGUAUUUUGGCAUCGUUGUAGGUAUGCUAUUGCCACACUGGCAAUUACAAUUUGAUUUAUGGAAUUAUGAAAUUGUUUUUGUUACUUAAUUAUUACCUACUGUAACAUGUAUAAACAUAACUAAUUAAAUACAAAUCGAUUUACGAAA
This is a messenger RNA of Leptidea sinapis, 3165 nucleotides long. RefSeq names its product DNA ligase 4-like. Gene Ontology annotation, biological process: DNA recombination; double-strand break repair via nonhomologous end joining; DNA biosynthetic process. The coding region runs from base 149 to 2800 and encodes 883 amino acids. The record is from RefSeq and is a predicted model, not a curated record. The transcript is spliced from 14 exons. NCBI's taxonomy places the organism in Eukaryota, Metazoa, Arthropoda, Insecta, Lepidoptera, Pieridae. Gene Ontology annotation, cellular component: DNA-dependent protein kinase-DNA ligase 4 complex; transcription factor TFIIIC complex; DNA ligase IV complex. Gene Ontology annotation, molecular function: protein binding; ATP binding; DNA binding.